AUGCAGAAAGAUGACUUAAAUGAAGUGCUUCCUAGUGAAAAAGAAAAGUCUGUGUAUCAUUGGAAAAAAUGCAUUUCUUCUGAUGAAGAUGUGUAUGACAAUAAAAAGUUCAUAUUAGAGCAAAUGAACUUGUGUGAUAAAUCUAAAAUGGCUCGAAGAAAACAAAAUGUGAAGUUUGCUGUAAAUAUUUUUCAUGAGAGUAAUGAUGCUGCUCUUCAAUUAUUGGGAAAGAAACACUGCAUUGAUAAUUGGCAGGAUACGGUAAAAUUUUUGCAAAUUAUCAGAAAAUGGUGGAACAUUAUGAAUGUGAGCCACCUAAACAAAAGCCUUUAUAUAAAAUGUGAAGACAGCAAAGCAUUUACUGCACCUGAUGAUAAAAGAUUUAGGUUUUUGGAAAAAUUCUGUUGUUGGCUUGAGCAGUGGAAAAACAUGAAGCAACAGUCUCGUUGCGGAUGUUUAAGCGAGGAAACUUAUUUUGCUCUUUAUCAGACAACAAAUGCAAUCAUCGAUGUAAUUAAAGAGCUUUUAGUAAAUAGCUCAAAAUUUAUUUUAACUUCCAAAUUUCAGACUGAUAAAUUGGAAUACAGAUUUUCGCAAUAUUGUCAGAUGUCUGGAGGAAAUUACCAUGUUUCAGUUCAGCAAAUUCUGGAGUCUGAAAGAAAAAUUAAAUUGAAGUCCAUUCUUCAUCUUCAUUCUAAUUCAUAUGGUAACAUCUCUUUAAAACAGUUUGUUGCAGAAUUUUCAGACAUUAAAGAAAUGAGUAAAGAUGUUGAUCUUACACCUUUUAAUGAAAUUAUUUGCAAUGGUGUAGAAUUGGCUGCAGUUUCAGACAUUGAUGCAGAAGUUCUAACAUACAUUGCUGGUUACUGCACAAGAAAUAUUAAAACUAACUGCGGUUGAUCUUUACAAUAUGGUAACUGGUAGUUUGGCGACAUUUUGGAGGCGAUAAAGGUUACUACCUGGGACUUUGGUAAUAAUGU
Stegodyphus dumicola is the source of this 980-nucleotide messenger RNA. RefSeq lists its product as uncharacterized. Lineage: Eukaryota; Metazoa; Arthropoda; Arachnida; Araneae; Eresidae. The record is from RefSeq and is a predicted model, not a curated record.